AUGCGUCUCCUAAUCCCCAUGAUGAUCUUGUCUUUGGUGAUGAUGAGCUCAUCGCAGGCGCAGUACCCUCGGCCUCGGCGCCCGGAACGAUUUGACACGGCGGAACAGAUAUCUAACUAUCUUAAAGAACUUCAGGAAUACUACUCAGUGCAUGGCAGAGGAAGAUACGGAAAAAGACAGAUGCAUAUAGCUGACGCGUCCGUCAUCUUCAGAGAGAUGCCGUUCUUCGAGAACAAUCUAAAUGAAGACGUGUUCAAAAACCUUGGAUACAAAUAG
Molecule: messenger RNA, 276 nt
Organism: Danaus chrysippus (African queen)
Lineage: Eukaryota; Metazoa; Arthropoda; Insecta; Lepidoptera; Nymphalidae
Source: the annotation of a GenBank genome assembly